Messenger RNA from Anisakis simplex (herring worm), 333 nucleotides. The record is from the annotation of a GenBank genome assembly. Lineage: Eukaryota; Metazoa; Nematoda; Chromadorea; Rhabditida; Anisakidae.
AUGUGUGAAGAGCGAGUGGAAGUGUUACGUGUAAGGCGUAAGUUCAAGUCGAACGCCACCUUUUGUGUGUGUUUUCGUGUUAUCGAUCUCUACACAAUUCACGAUCUGUCCAUUCCGACCGGGAACCGCAAUUUUCAAUUAAUUUGUGAGAGCAAAUCGCAGUAUGUUGAUACCAGAUAUUUGUCAUCAAUUGGUGGAUCGGUGUUCACAGAAUGGAAUCAGAUGAGUUGUAGUGGUGAAUCAAAACUGGAGAUUACUGAUAUGACGUUGACCUCUUUCGAAUGUCUCAUCGAUGCCACUUGUAAGUAUGGUAAUAUUGUUGUGACCAGGUAA